AUGACAUUUUCUGCCAUUUACUUUUUGGAUAACAAAGGACAGGUUCUCAUUUCCCGCAAUUAUCGAGGGAAUGUUACAAUGUCGAUGAUUGAGAAUUUCAUGCCUUUACUUCUAAGCAAAGAGGAGGAUGGAUCCUUAAGCCCAAUUUUGGAGAAAGAUGAUGUCUACUUUUUGUGGAUUAAAUACAAAAAUAUUUACAUGGUAUGUACAAUGAAAAGAAAUACCAAUAUUACAUUAUCUUUUGCAUUCCUUUUCAAAGUUAAACAGAUAUUCAUUGAGUACUUUGGAGAUCUUGAACAAGAGAGUAUACAGGACAACUUUAUUCUAAUGUACGAACUUCUUGAUGAAAUGAUGGACUUUGGUUACCCGCAGGUCACUGAAACAGCCAUAUUGCAGGAAUAUAUUACACAGGAAGGUUACAAAUUGAAGCAGGGAGCACCUAAGCCCCCAGCUGCUGUCACCAAUGCAGUAUCCUGGAGAUCUGAAGGGAUCAAGUAUCGGAGGAAUGAACUUUUCAUGGAUAUCAUUGAAUCUAUUAACUUCCUGGUUAAUACUCGUGGCUGUGUGGUUCACAGUGAGAUUUUGGGACAGAUUCUGAUAAACUGCUGCUUGAGUGGGAUGCCCGAAGUCACUUUAUGUUUUAACGACAAUGCUCUUUUCAACCAGAACCCAAGAGAAAAUGUGGUGGACUUUGAGGACGUAAAAUUUCAUUCUUGCGUUCGGCUGUCUCGCUUUGAAAAUGAACGUGUCAUCUCCUUCAUCCCACCAGACAAGGAUUUUGAGCUGAUGUCAUAUCGAGUCACCAGUCGAGUCCAACCAUAUCUGUUUGUUGAAGCAAAUGUGCAGAGAUACGCACACAGCAGAAUAGAAAUCACAGCAAAGGUUAAAGGAAAAUUCAAAGAUCGUCUGACUGCUACAGACGUUGCCAUCAUCAUCCCUGUCCCCAGCGAUGCUUCAUCUCCAAAGUUCAAUACAGCUAAAGGUUGCAUAGAAUGGGUACCUGAGGACAGUGUUAUCAUCUGGUCUAUAAAUUCUAUUCAAGGAGGAAAGGAAUUUAUGAUGAAGGCCCAUCUGGGACUGCCGAGUGUCGAGGCAGAAGAACCUGAAGCAAAACCUCCAAUCAGAGUGAAGUUCAAAAUCCAAUACCUAGCAGCAUCAGGAUUGCAGAUCAAAUAUGUACGAAUAAUUGAAAAGUCCACUUAUCAGGCAAUAUCCUGGAUUCGAAGCCUAACAAAAAGUGGAGAUUUCCAAAUUCGGAUUUGA
Hemiscyllium ocellatum (epaulette shark) is the source of this 1263-nucleotide messenger RNA. RefSeq names its product AP-1 complex subunit mu-1-like. Gene Ontology annotation, cellular component: clathrin-coated vesicle; clathrin adaptor complex. NCBI's taxonomy places the organism in Eukaryota, Metazoa, Chordata, Chondrichthyes, Orectolobiformes, Hemiscylliidae. The transcript has 12 exons. Gene Ontology annotation, biological process: vesicle-mediated transport; intracellular protein transport. The record is from RefSeq and is a predicted model, not a curated record. The coding region runs from base 1 to 1263 and encodes 420 amino acids. Gene Ontology annotation, molecular function: clathrin-cargo adaptor activity.